GCGAGUGGAAGUUACAAUGGCAGCCAAGGCCGGACGUGUCACUCAAUGGGGAAGGACAUUUCCAGCACCUCAUGCAUCAGAAACCGGCUGAAUCCUCCUUGGGUACCAUUCGUUACCAGCAUCUAACAGGGGGGAACCAACGGCCGAACUAAGGUAGAGAGGUUUGCUCGAAGCAUUCUAGAAUCCAUGCCUACCUCUGACAUCUGAUUUUGCUUAUUAUUUACGGUCCCCUCCUAAUUCCUUUUUCCUCGAUCAGAUCUGCUCUAUUCGUCAAACGUAUAACUUAUACGCCCACCCAUUAGCCUCAGUAGCACCCGUCUUGCAUGUGCGCAUCAUGACUUGGGUGUCAAGCAUCAACGAGCGGGUAGCCGCAAGCCGUGUGGGCAGCUGGUUUCGCCUUGACGGCUCCGGUCAUGCUCGCACGCGUCAUGGCUCCAAGUUUCUCACAGAGAUCCGCGCCGGCAUCAUCACCUUCUUCGCCAUGGCGUACAUCCUCGCCGUCAACUCCAGUAUCGUCGCCGACUCCGGAGGCACCUGUGUCUGUGAGAACCCGGCCGCGGACGACCCCAUCUGCGCCCAGAACACCGACUACCUUUUGUGUAAGAACGAAGUCAAGAGAGACCUCGUCACUGCAACGGCAGCCAUCUCGUCGCUUGCCACUUUCUUCCUUGGUCUGCUGGCGAACAUGCCUGUGGGAAUCAGCACUGGCAUGGGUUUGAACGCCUACCUCGCAUACGAUGUCGUCGGCUUCCAUGGCACCGGCCCCAUCCCGUACGAGGUCGCCAUGACUGCCAUUUUUGUGGAAGGCCUCCUCUUCGUCGGCCUCACUGUUUUCGGCCUCCGACAGUGGCUUGCACGCGCCAUCCCCAGGUCCAUCAAGCUGGCUACCGGCGCCGGUAUCGGCCUGUUCCUUACUCUUAUCGGACUCUCCUACGGCCAAGGCAUUGGCUUGGUCCAGGGCGCCACUGCAACGCCCCUCCAGCUGGCUGGAUGCCCCGUUGACGCUCUGCUGGAAGACGGAUCUUGCCCGGGAUCGCACAAGAUGCGCAAUCCUACCUUGUGGCUGGGCAUCUUCUGUGGCGGCAUCCUUACCGUCGUGCUCACCAUGUUCCGCUUCAAGGGCGCCAUUAUUGCUGGCAUUCUCAUCGUGUCCAUCAUCUCUUGGCCGAGGGGAACGUCGGUAACCGUCUUUCCUAACACGCCCGUGGGCGACGAUGACUUUAACUUCUUCAAAAAGGUCGUCUGGUUCCACCCUAUCCAGCGUAUUCUUGUCGUGCAACGGUGGGAUGUUAGCCAAUACGGUGCUCAGUUCUGGCGUGCCCUCGUCACUUUCCUUUAUGUGGAUAUCCUCGACUGCACUGGUACCCUGUAUUCCAUGGCCAGAUUUGCCAGUCUCAUCGAUGACCAUACCCAAGAUUUCGAGGGCUCGGCCACAGCAUACCUGGUCGACUCGAUCAGUAUUACUAUUGGCUCUCUCUUUGGUACAUCCCCCGUUACCGCCUUCAUCGAGAGUGGUGCUGGCAUUAGCGAAGGAGGCAAGACGGGUAUCACGGCCAUGUCUACGGGCAUAUGCUUCUUUAUUGCCAUUUUCUUUGCCCCAAUCUUCGCUUCCAUCCCUUCGUGGGCUACUGGCUGCGUUUUGAUUCUGGUGGGCUCCAUGAUGAUGCGCGCUGUCACCGAGAUCAACUGGCGUUAUAUGGGAGAUGCCGUGCCGGCCUUCUUGACCAUCACCGUCAUGCCCUUCACCUACUCCAUCGCCGACGGUAUGAUUGCUGGCAUCUGCAGCUACAUCAUCAUCUCGCUGCUCGUUUGGGCCGUUGAGACGCUGUCUGGUGGCAGGCUCAAGGCUGCCGGAAGGGAGCACAAAGACCCGUGGACCUGGAGGAUCCCCGGCGGGUUGCUGCCCGGAUGGCUCACCCGACUCUUCAAGGGCAAGAAGGACUUCUGGCGGCCCUGGCCCGAAGUUGAGUCCGACCAUGACCAUCACUCGACCAUCAACGAGCACGAGUUGAACAGCAUCGGCCAACACCAGACCUGGGUCAAGCCCGGUGAUGCUUUGCCAUAUGUGAAGACGGAGAUCCGAUCCGGCGGGGGUAAGGAGUAGACGUGGGUCAUAGAGGAAGAUUAUUUUGUACGAUAGAAUGCUUAGUGUGCGAAUCUGGCCUGCGGAGAGUAUCGGUCUAUACCAUCAUGUCCUGGUUGUAUCAAUGCUUUUAUUGUCCCGAACGUGCUGUUUGACUUGCUGCCGAG
This is a messenger RNA of Ilyonectria robusta, 2250 nucleotides long. Its product is annotated as purine transporter. Gene Ontology annotation, cellular component: plasma membrane. The record is from RefSeq and is a predicted model, not a curated record. The coding region runs from base 335 to 2104 and encodes 589 amino acids. The transcript is spliced from 4 exons. Gene Ontology annotation, molecular function: purine nucleobase transmembrane transporter activity. Gene Ontology annotation, biological process: transmembrane transport. Lineage: Eukaryota; Fungi; Ascomycota; Sordariomycetes; Hypocreales; Nectriaceae.